ACACCUCCUCUGCAUCCUCAAGUCACCUCCUCUCCUCUGUAAAAACCUUAAACCCUUUCAAUGGCUUCCUCAACAUCCUUUUACUGUUCUGCUCUCAUACUUUCAGUUGUAUUACUAGUAGCAAACCCAUCAAUGGCAACAACAAGAAAACUAUCAGCUCUAGUAGAACAAGACCCACUUCUUCUGAAAUACCACAAAGGAGAACUACUCAAAGGAAAUCUAAUUGUGAAUCUCAUCUGGUAUGGUAAAUUCACACCAACCCAGCGUUCGAUACUUAUUGAUUUCGUUCAAUCAUUAAGUCCAUCAAGAACUUUAAUCUCUCCUUCGGUUUCAUCAUGGUGGAAAACAACUGAGAAAUACAAAACCGGUUCAUCAAAAAUCGUAUUGGGUAAACAAAUCAUCGAUGAGAAAUACCGGUUUGGUAAAUCACUGAAGAAUGUUCAUAUCGUUUACUUAGCUUCUCAACUGAAGAUGCAGAACUCGAUUAAUGUUGUUUUUACUGCCAAAGAUGUUACUGUUGAAGGUUUCUGUAUGAGUAAAUGCGGUUCUCAUGGUUCAGCAAGUAUUGGUAAAACCAAAGAUAGUAAGAAAUUUGCUUAUAUAUGGGUGGGUAACCCGGAAACUCAGUGUGCGGGUCAAUGUGCUUGGCCAUUUCAUCAACCGAUUUAUGGUCCGCAAUCACCACCUUUAGUUUCACCUAAUGCUGAUGUUGGAGUUGAUGGAAUGGUUAUCAAUUUAGCUACUGUUUUAGCUGGUACCGUGACGAAUCCGUUUAAGAAUGGGUUUUUUCAAGGUCCGGCAACUGCUCCACUUGAAGCUGUUUCAGCUUGUACUGGGAUUUUCGGAAAAGGUGCUUAUCCGGGUUAUGCAGGUGAUGUGUUGACGGAUAAAGUUACCGGUGCUAGUUUUAAUGCUCGUGGUAUAAAUGGCCGGAAAUAUUUGCUUCCUGCUAUGUGGGAUCCUAAAACUUCUACUUGUUUAACACUUGUUUGAACACGGUGGUGGUGGAGUGGUGGUGGUGGUGGUGGGAUUAUAAAGAUUUUAAUCAUGGGAAUAGUGAAUCUUCUCCGUGCUGCCUUGUAAAUGGGUUUCUUGAUCUUUUUCUUUUUUCGUUGUAAAUGUUUGUGUGCAAGGUAAAAUAUUCCAGAAAGAGUCGGUAGUAAUAAUAAAUAUAUGUAGCAGUUUUCUGUAAGAUCGGAAUGUUUGCAAGCUUUUUUCUUUUCA
Papaver somniferum (opium poppy) is the source of this 1224-nucleotide messenger RNA. Its product is annotated as protein EXORDIUM-like 2. Lineage: Eukaryota; Viridiplantae; Streptophyta; Magnoliopsida; Ranunculales; Papaveraceae. The record is from RefSeq and is a predicted model, not a curated record. The transcript has a single exon. The coding region runs from base 61 to 993 and encodes 310 amino acids.